Paramecium sonneborni is the source of this 3569-nucleotide messenger RNA. Lineage: Eukaryota; Ciliophora; Oligohymenophorea; Peniculida; Parameciidae. The record is from the annotation of a GenBank genome assembly.
AUGAAAAAAGAGAAAAGAAAUGACAAAAGAAAAACUUCUUAAGCUUCUCUUUAUCGGGCUUCAAUCACAAUUACUGAAAUUCCUGAUAAUCUGAUUAAAAAAAAUGAUAUUUUGGCAGAGGAAAUAUAAAAAACAGUGAAAACACUUACAUUUUAAUAAAGAGUUGCUAAAGCAGAAAGACAUAUUUAUGAUGCUUAUUAUUUUAGAACAAUACGCAAUGACAUUGAUGAAACUGAUAAGAAAUUUCUAAAAAUUUUAUGGAUUAUUGAGAAUUAGUACUUUUGGAUUUAAUUCCAAUUCAUAUUAACUUUAUUAUAUUAAUUGAUGACUUUCUUUGAAUCAGCAGCAACAGAUGGAUUAGAAGGAUUUAUCUUAUCAUUUUUUGGUUUAGAUACUAUCAUAACAGUAAUUUUGUUAACAAAAAAGAAGAAAGGAGGUUUUGGAUUCAAAUUUAAUUUAAAAAGAUAACUUAAAAUUUUCUUUUUUUCUAUGUGUUUACUAGAUUAUUUUAUUCAUCUUGGUGAUCCUAGUAUAAUAAGAUUUAGUAAAAUCUUAAGAGCUUUAUUAAUGCCUUUAUAUUCAAAAGAUUUGAGAAGGACUUUAAAAGGGAUAAUGAAAGCAGGUCGAGAUUUAUUUUUAUUGAUAGCAUUAUAUAUAUUCGUAAUUUCGAUAUUUUCAUUUAUAGGCAUAAAUUUGAUAGGAGAAUUAGAUAAUGUUGAUAAAAAAACCUAAGAUUACGGAAAUUUUUUAAAACUUUUUUCUAUGUUACUAAUGACUGCAACUCUUGAUUUUUAUCCUGACAUAUUAAUACCGCCAAUGAUGUAAGGAACCUAUUAUGCUUUAUUCUUUAUUAUUUAUUUAUUGUUAUUUAUUUUUCUGUUUGCACCUAUUCCAUUAGCAGUAGUGUAUGAAGGAUUUCGAAAUCAUAGAAUGGAAAUAGCAAUUAGCGAUAUAAUAAAAUAGAAAUCAGCUAUGAUGGCUAGUUUUAUUUCUUUAGAUUUUGAAGAUUAAGGAUUUUUAGCUGAAACAUAGUUUAAGGAUUUUAUAAGAGUUUUCUAUAAAAAUUAAUUAUCAGAACACAAACUUUAACAAUUAUUUGGAGAAAUUGAUAAAGAUUUCAAGUAAAACAAAAAUAAUAAUUAGUGAUAAAGUUUAAUUUGAUGAAUUUUAUUAAUUAUUAAAAGUAUUGUAAGAAGGAACCAGAUUUAAUCUACCUGAGACUAAACCGUUAGAAUGUUGGGAAAAAAUAAGAGCAUAUUUAAAUUAAAGAGGUUUAAUGUAAUUUAUAGAAGGAAAUCUUUUUGGAACAAUCAUGUUGAUAGUAACUCUUACAAAUUGUAUACUAAUUAUUAUAGCAUUUUUUAUUGAGGAUAUUAAUGUCUUAGAUAUAUUCAAUUCUUUAGACACUAUGUUCUUAGUAAUUUAUUCUUUAGAAUGUAUGAUUAAGAUUGUUGCACUUGGAAUAAGAGAAUUUUUUAGAGAAGGAUGGAAUGUUUUUGAUAUUUUAUUGGUUAUUCUAUAAUUAGUUUUUGAUUAUGUUUUAUUUAGUGUAGUAAGUGAGAAUAUUGUACAAUCUAUUAAGGCAAAUAGAAUAUUGAGAUUAGCAAAAAUAUAGAAAGUUUUUCGGUUAUUUAGAGCAUUUAGAUCAGUUAAAAUUAUUAGUUUUUUACUAAAAGGAGUAGAAUUUUUGGAUGUUGUUAGAAGAUUAUUAUAUAAAAUUUUAUUCUGUAUUCCUAUAAUAUUAAGAUUGAUGAUGCCAGUUUAAAUGGUGUUCUUUAUUUAUGCUACAAUUGGCAUCUAUGUAUAUGGUGAUGUAGAAACAGUUCCUGAUAAUCCAUAUGCCAAUUCUAAAUGUGAUCCAAAUGAAUUUUAACACUCUUGGGGAGAUUGUAAAUAUGCUGAUUUUAAAACAUUUAGUGGAGCAUAUUUGAUGAUGCUUCAAUUUUUUAUUGCUGCUGAAUGGAAUUAAGUUGUAUUCGAAUUAACUUAUGAUACUGAAAAUAUGUUUUCAGCUAUGAUUUUUAUUGGGUCUUUUGAAUUUUUGUCUAUAUUUUUAUUAGCUUUAAUUAGUGGACUUGUUUGGGAAGUAUUUACUAUUGUAUCAUUAUCAAUCAAAUAAGAAGAUGAAUAACUUGAAGAUCAAGAUGAAAUUUCAAAUGAAAUUCAAUUAGACACAAAAAUAAAUGGAAUUUCUGGGAUUACUUAAUUAAAAAAAAAAACAAGAAUUUUAAAUGAUGACAAUCCAGAUGUUAUUUAAUUUUAAUAAAAAGAUAAAUAAGAUUUAAAAGAAGCCAAUCCAGCUUUUAGAACUAUAUCAGAACAAUUUUAAUAAGAUACUUUUAAUGAAAAUAAGUAAAAAACUAUAGAAAAUUCAUAAGUCAGAGUUGUGUAAAUUGCUCAUUCUAAAAGUAUCAUAAUAAUCAAAGGCCCAGAAUAUAAACCAUAUGAUGUUGGUUCAUUAUAUAAAUAACAUUUCAAAGAUUAUCAGAGUUUUUUAGAAUAAAAAUAAAACAGCGAAGGUUUUGAUUUACAGAAUGUAACAACUGAAUAUAUGAACCAUUUAAGAAAUGAAAUAAAAAAGGAAGAAUUACGUAAUAAAAAAUACAUAAACAUUUCUAAUCAUCAAUUAUUAAUAUAAAAUGCAGUACUUAGAGAUGCUUCUGAAGUUUACAUUAAGUAAUAGGAGGACGAAUUUUUAAAAACAUCUUACAGAGAGAAAUUUGAAAGAAUUUAGGAAUUGAAAUUUUAAAGUAAAUUUAAAGUUGAGAGUAAAAUAUUAUUUUCUUUGAUGGGAAUUUUAAAAUUUCCUAAACCAAACAUUAAAUAUUACUUUUAGAUACUUUAUCUAAUUGAAAACUAUUUCACAUAUUAAUUAUUACCUGAAAGUUCUUUUUUUAAAUUACUGCAUCAAAUUAAUAAUAAAUGGUAUUUAAUAAGUAUAGAGGAUACAGAAAUAUGUUUUAAUAAAUUGCAUUAAGGUCCUUGGGAUUAUUCUGAUACUUUAUUUAAGACUUGUAACCUUUAGAUUUGUGAUAAUUUGAGAAGUUUUAUAGAUUAGGACACAUAUGAGAGCAAAACAACAGUUGAAGAAUUUAAAUUAAGUUUAAGCAAAUUAGCAAAGAAUUUUGAAAUGGAUAUCACUUCAGUAGAUGUUAAUAGUAGUUGUAUUCUUUAUUAAAUUACAAAUGAUUAAUUUGAAUAUGAUACUAAUUCGAUAAAAUUUAAAAGAAGUAAACAUCUUUAUUUUAUGAAUAGCUCAAGAAGAUAUCUCUCCAGAGUAAAAAUUUGUAGCUUUGGAAUCCCAUAAUAAUACAAAACAUUAUAUUCAUCAUUAAGAUUCUUAAAUAUCUGAUGAGCAUAAACAUGUUAGCAAAACAAUAAUGUUUGUCUUGACUAAAACUUAAGCUUAAGAACAAAGAAUAAUCUAUUAAAACUAAGUUAUGCUAGCAUAAUUUAUAUUAGAUCUAGCUGGAGUAAUUCAUAAUUAUUCUCAUAAUUUUUUUUAAUAAAUUGAGGAUUUAUAUACUUUGAGACUUAAAUAAAGAGGUAAAGGUUUAAAGAGAUUGUGA